Drosophila yakuba is the source of this 1888-nucleotide messenger RNA. RefSeq names its product esterase B1. The coding region runs from base 104 to 1810 and encodes 568 amino acids. The record is from RefSeq and is a predicted model, not a curated record. NCBI's taxonomy places the organism in Eukaryota, Metazoa, Arthropoda, Insecta, Diptera, Drosophilidae. The transcript is spliced from 3 exons.
CAUUACCUAACUUCUCUGGUUUAUUAAGGGGUAUCGGGAACACAUUUUCGUUUGGAUCGAGUCUACCAUCUCAUUUGGGUCAAAAAUAGCAUUUGACUAUGACAUGUGGAAGCUCUGUCAGCCGAGAAGUCAAAGUCGGAUCAAAUGUUUUAGAUUCCUCAUCCCGCGUUGUGGUCCCAGCUUCAAGCGAUUUUCCUGCCCAUCAGCAGGUGAUGCGGAUUCCAAGGUCGUCAAGCUUUCAGUAGGAAGUGUAAAGGGUCGUCGGCUGAGCGGUAUCUAUGGUGACGUAUACUACAGCUUCGAGGGGAUUCCCUUUGCCCAGCCGCCACUGGGGAAAACCCGAUUUGGGCCCUCUCAUUCGGCAAAUCCGUGGAAUUCAGAGCUCGAUGCUCGGCAGGAGCGACCGAUUCCUCUGCAGAUUGACAGAAAGACUGGCAAGAUUGUCGGCAGCGAGGAUUGCCUGUACUUAAACGUAUACACCAAGCAUUUCAAUGAAUCGGAGCCCCCUUUGCCCGUCAUGGUGUAUAUCUACGGUGGUGCAUUCCGCACGGGCGGAGCUGUAAGGAGCAAAUACGGGCCGGAUUAUUUGAUGAGCAAGGAUGUUGUUUACGUGCUAUUUAACUAUCGCCUCUGCUCCCUGGGAUUUCUUAGUAUGCCCAGUUGCGAGUUGGACGUGCCGGGCAACGCGGGUCUCCAUGAUCAGUUACUAGCACUUCAAUGGGUUAGCCAGCACAUACGGAACUUUAACGGAGACCCGGAGAACAUAACGCUUUUUGGCGAGAGUGCUGGGGCGGCCUCUGUGCACUUCAUGAUGUGUCUGCCGCAGGCUAAGGGGCUCUUCCACAAGGCCAUCAUGAUGUCCGGAUCGAUGCUGAGUCCCUGGGUGAAUGCUCCCGAAAGCGAUAGUGUAUUCUGUCGCCUGGCCACGUCUGCAGGAUACCAAGGACCCGCAGAAGAGGUCUCCAUAUUGGAGUUUCUGCGCAACGUGAAUGCCGAGAAACUCAUAGGCCACGAUUUCAUAUCACCCCGUGACCGUUGCUUUGGGUUUCUCAACUCAUUUGUUCCUGUUGUUGGCGGCUUGGUUGGAGCCCCAUUUCAGCAGCUGAUGAAGGAGGCGUGGUCCUCCGAAGUGCCCCUGCUCCUGGGCGGCACUUCCUUCGAGGGUCUGGUGUACUACCCUUUCUGUCAGCUGGAUAAUGGCUAUAUGCUGGAGCUGCUAAAACAUGAACCAGCGAUGGUACUGCCCCACGAGCUGUAUCAAUUAAUGAGCGUCGAGGAGCGGAAUACAGCGGCCGAAGCUCUUGUAAAGUAUCACUAUGGACCGCGCGGCAUCACCAAGAAUAACAUCACUCAGAUUCUAGAUCUUUUCAGCUACAAGUUAUUCUGGCACGGCCUACAUAGGGUGGUCCUCUCCAGAUUAUCUCUCGCACAAGCACCUACCUAUCUGUACCGGUUCGACUUUGAUUCGCCCAAGCUGAAUCUGAUGAGAAACCAGCUCUGCGGUGAUGACAUCAAGCGCGGUGUCUGCCAUGCGGAUGACUUGGGCUAUAUUUUCCACAAACAGGCCCAAAAGAAGCAGCCGCUUGACUCCCCGGAGUUCCAGACCAUCCAGCGUAUGGUGGGCAUAUUGACCACGUUUGCCCGGACUGGCGAUCCCAAUUGCCCGGAGACGGGGUCGGAUCAGUGGUUGCCCGUCUCCACAAAGACGCCCUUCAAGGUAUUGAAUAUUGGACAGCAGGUGGAGUGUGUAACGCAGGUCGAAAAGGAUGGUCUGGAGGUGUGGAACGGGCUAUACAGUGACUGGAAGUAGUAGGGGGGUUAUAUGGAAAUCUAUUUUGCUAUAAUUUUUGUAAUUAUUGAAUAAACUAUUUUGUUUCGUGCAAUGGUA